Messenger RNA from Closterium sp. NIES-65, 906 nucleotides. Lineage: Eukaryota; Viridiplantae; Streptophyta; Zygnematophyceae; Desmidiales; Closteriaceae. The record is from the annotation of a GenBank genome assembly.
GCAGGGCAGGUCGUGCAGCUAUGCAGAAAGGCGGCUGAGCGACCGGGCGGCUCGGGUGCACAGCGGCUCGGUUUCCGGGCGGCUCGGCGGCUGGGCGGCUCGGGCGUAGGGCGGCUCGGCUCCCGGGCGGCUCGGCGGCUGGGCGGCUCGGGUGCAGGGCGGCUCGGCUCCCGGGCGGCUCGGCGGCAGGGCGGCUCGGGUCCUGGGCGGCUCGGCGUUGGGCGGCUCGGCUCCCGGGCGGUUCGGCUGCUGGGGCGGCUCGGCCGGGAGAUGCAGGGGCGGGGCCGUCAGGUGCAGCGGCGGGUCGACCGGUGCAGUGGCGGGCCGGCAGGUGCAGCGGCGGGCCGGCAGGUGCAGCGGCGGGCCGGCAGGUGUAGCGGCGGGCCGGCAGGUGCAGGCGGCGGGCCGUACGGUGCAGCGGCGGGCCGUAGGGUGCAGCGGCGGGCCGUAGGGUGCAGCGGCGGGCCGGCAGGUGCAGCGGCGAGGCCGUCAGAGGCGGCGGGCCGCUGGGUGCAGCGGCGGGCCGGCAGGUGCAGUGGCGGGCCGGCAGGAGCAGCGGCGGGCCGUCAGGUGAGGCGGCGGGCCGGCAGGAUGCAGCGGCGGGCCGUAGGGUGCAGCGGCGGGGCCGUCAGAGGCGGCGGCGGGGCCGCGGCAGUAGAGGCGGGGCCGCGUCAGGGGAGGCGGCGGGGCCGCGUCAGGGGAGGCGGCGGGGCUGCGUCAGGGGAGGCGGCGGGGCCGCGUCAGGGGAGGCGGCGGGGCCGCGUCAGGGGAGGCGGCGGGGCCGCGUCAGGGGAGGCGGCUGGGCCGCGUCAAGCAGGCGGCGGGGCCGCGAUCAGGAGAGGUGGCGGGGCUGCGUCUGAGGGACAGCGGGGCCGCGAGGGAAAAGGCGACCCGAGGGGUCGCUAA